Diceros bicornis minor is the source of this 1533-nucleotide messenger RNA. RefSeq lists its product as uncharacterized. Bases 88 to 1194 code for a protein of 368 amino acids. The transcript has a single exon. The record is from RefSeq and is a predicted model, not a curated record. Lineage: Eukaryota; Metazoa; Chordata; Mammalia; Perissodactyla; Rhinocerotidae.
CUAAUCCGAUGAAGCCAAGGUUGGGGUUUCUCUGGGAUCCCAGGACUGGUUUAGCUGCGUUUUUGCUGGGAUUAGGAGAGGAAAGGGAUGGGAAAUUCACUGGGCUGUGUUAAGGAGCCAAAAGAUUCAAUAGCUAUUCCUGGGAAGGCUCCCAUAUCUCCUAAGAAAAGAGUUCGGUUCAAAAGGAAAUGGAGGGGGAAGAAAACCCCUACUCCUGAGGUAUCUCAUGAGGAAGAACCCUUGGAAGGAACUGGAGUCAUUGAAGAGACUAAAACCCUAGGGAAGUUAACAGUGAGUCUCGGAAGAGAGGAAGGAGUGGGAGGGGUAGAGCAUCCGCCCCCAGACAUUUUACUGCCUGGCGAGGUGGCCCCCAACUCAGGGGUGGGAGAUCAGGGGAUGAUCGUGCAGGUGAAGGAGAGAUUCCAAGGGGAGAUCCAGACUGCCCACCUUUUGUUGGAGAAUGAGUCAUCAGUUGCCAGAGGGGUCUGGGAUUCCCUGGAAGAGGGGAUGACUGUCAUCGCUCACCUGCUUGAUAACCCAGCGGAAAGGAACUGUGAGAAGUCAGUGAGCCAACUGGUGAAAUUUCCGAGGACAGCAUCCUGCAGUAGCAGGGCUGUGCUGCUGCCUUUGCAAGGAGAGACUGCAGUGGAGAAAGGAGAUACUCAGCUUGGAUUUUGGAGCAGCACUUUCCCCAGGACAGACUACCCCACCGACACAGGAAAUCAAGACCUACUUUCAGAUAGCUGGAGUGUGGGAGGAGGAACCAAGGGUAUUUUAAGUGCCCCUCAGACAGGUUCCUGGAUUACAGCACGUUCUGUUCCUUCAUCACUACUGGACCAGUCGAGAGGCCACAGGCGCACAGAGCCUGCCCAUGUGGGUCGAAUGCCCCCCCAGGGCCCCAGACUGCCUACUUCUCAGAGUGAUUUAUCCAUCAGUGGCAUGACCGUGAGCAUUUUACCCUCCUCUUCUGGCUAUGGCAGCGAUGGGCUGCACUUACAUGGGAUCCAGCCUAAAGAUACAGAACCUGAGAAGAGCUCCACAUCCUUGUCAGAAGAGGAUGGCACCCUUUCUUUGGAGGCAGGCCAAACCCCAUCAUGGGGUCUGGAGGAGGUAGGUGGGCAUGUCCAAGGGAUAAUAGAACAGCUGUUUGGAUUUCUGGCCUUCCCACUUAUUAGAGUGGAGUGUGAUGAGUAGUGAGGGAUCAUGGUGCUUCUUCUCAAACUUACCCCUAUAUUGAGUACUGAGAGUUAGUGACUGCUGGGCUUGGCAAGUAGAACCUGUUUUAGGUCUGCCCCUUGAUGCUUGAAGCCGAGUCUUAUUGUCUCUGGGGAAUCUGUGAUUCCUGGUAACCAUGCAGCAUAAUUACUAAAGCUAUCUGGUGGGGUCAUCUCUCAAGGUGCGAUGCUAGGUAGUACUUACUCUCAGGCAGGUCAGUUUAUCAGCUUCCUACUACAAUAAGUUGUGGUGAAGCACAAAGGAUGAUGGGGAGGCCUAGUGAAUCUCUAAAAUGAGUGUGGGAGGGAUGAGGAAUGU